AUUCGGAUUCGGAUUCAGAUUCCUCAGCACUCCAGCAUCUUCAACACCCAAUACACUAAAAGUUCUUCCCCUCCCUGCUCUGUCCUCCACCCCUCCCCUACUCCGCUCCCCUCUAUCCUCUUUCAUUCGUCUGGGAGCCGACGAAAUCCUCUAUUUCACCUGCCUGUUAUUUUUCUGGUCGCCUUCAAUCGGUAGAAAGUAAGACGGUGUAAACGUACGCAGACGAAUUUACCCUCGUUGUUGAUUCUUUGGUGAGGUUAGGGUAAAGCCAAACAAUGUCCUCAGACUCGGACUCGCCGGAGCGGAAGAAGCCCCGGCGGAGGUGGUGGGAUAGUGGAAUUGUUUCUGGUUCCGUAAAUAAGGUGACCAUCUUUCUGAUGGGCCGAAAAAACAAGACGGCGGACCCGGCUGGAAUUCGCACCGCCACCGUCACCGUCGCCCCCAGCUGCGAUUUCCGCGGGAGAUUCGUGCAGAUGGGUCUCGCACUCGUAGAUUCGAAAUUAUAUGCUUUUGGUGGUCAUGGCUUUAAUACCUCUCCCAAUGGUAUUGACGAUACUGAUGACGAUGGCUUCCCGUACUGGAAAUACCCGCGAGAUCUGUACGUCUGCGAUCUGGGAACGGACCCCGACAUCCAAAAGCAACCCCUCGAGUUCAAGCAAUACGCAGACCGUCUGAAGGCACCCAAGGUCAAGCCGAUCCACGUUCCUUACAAGGAUGACAAGAUUUUCAUAUUGUCGAGCGCUUAUCACCCCUUGGCGUACCCGGACCUCUCUGCUCCUUGUGAGGUUUUGAACCUCAAGGAUCUCUCCACGCGAGUCGUUGAUCCGCCAUUGGAGAUGUGGGAUCCCCGUUUGAUCCCAGGUUGCUCUUCGCUUCCAGGUUACAUGGGUCAUGUAGUUGUAGGGAGGGAAUUGAUUGUUUAUAUGCACAAUCAUGUUGGCCACUGUGUGUUUGCUCUUGACAUGGAAGAGCUAAAGUGGCGUCGCAUCAUUACUGAGUGUGAUGAUCAUUAUUACCGAACACCUAUGAUACCCAACCUGUUGCUGAUGAUCUACCCAUGGUUUCGGUUCCCUGAGGCGCACUGUUCGAAUCUUGUUCACAAUGGUCGGUUGUUUAUGGUGGAAAAGCAGGAUCAUCAUCGCCCCUUUGAAGCCAUCCUUGUUAAGUUCAUGUCGAAUGCUUCGGCAAGUUAUGCUGAGCUGCUGCAGCAGGAACACAAGACUAGGGAAUUGUGUGCUCUUUCUGAGUUGGCGUCGCGUAGUCUACCAGCUGAAUGUCUAUAUGGGGACGCAAUGGUGCUUCCUUUUGGAGAUGGUGAUGUCUACUGUCUCUUUCUCUGGUGGGGACUUGAUCGGUUCCAAAUGAGGAACCAGUUCAAGGUUUACAUGUUUAAAUUGGUUGAUGAUGAUGGUGGUUGUGAAAUCUUAGGCGAGGCGGUGGAGGAUUUCGGUGUUUUCACAAAUGAUUUUGACUCCCCUAAAAUCACUGCCUUUACCCGCACCAGCUAUCUAGAGACGGGUGUUUGGUGAAGGAGCUGGAUUGCUCAGCCAUGUGAAGUCGUUGCAUCGGAUUCUCUCUAUAGUGUUGGGAGAUUUUGGCACGCCGGUCUCAGGGCAAUGUGAUUGCAGGGCUCCAAAAUUUCCAGGGCUACAGUUGUGGAGGAUUGGCCAUGCCGCUUGUAGCUGAUUUCCAGUUUCGCUGGCUGAACAUGGGGCUUCUUUGCUUUUUGUGGUGUCGUCUUAAUAUCUAGUGCGAAUCUGUUAAAUUAAAUUAGAUGUUUCCCAUGCUCUGAAUAGCUUUCAUCUGCACUUUUGGACUGCUGGAAUCAUUUCACCGCAAAUCACAUUGCCUCCUUUUGUCAAAAACUUGUAUGGAUUGGUGUGGUACUUUAUGCUGUUUAGAACCAUAGAUCGCUCUAAUUUGUUGUUGCAGGGGAGCAACAGAUGCCUCCCCCCUGCCUGUCCGUCGAAAAAUGAGAAGGAAGCGUAGAGCUUUAGAGCAAGGUUGUUAAACCCCUAUCGAACCCCCGGUUGGACCCGGUCCGAGGCUUAAGGACUAGAUCCAACCCGAAAACCAAAUGCUUAACGAUAGAACUCCUCCAAGGUUUGUCCCGCUAUAAGAUUGGCAGCCCUCUUUGAAGAUCGUAUAAAAUGAAUGGAAAGUCGAUACAUAAAUUAAGUUUGCGUCCAUAGAGUCGA
Molecule: messenger RNA, 2198 nt
Organism: Linum tenue
Lineage: Eukaryota; Viridiplantae; Streptophyta; Magnoliopsida; Malpighiales; Linaceae
Source: the annotation of a GenBank genome assembly